UCAUGGAGUAGCAAAAAUAAGUACUUACAACAAAAUUUUACACAGCUGCAGCUUCUACAUAGACCUCAAGUCAAGGACCUAGAAAGCAUAAGUUGGCCCAAUAUUAUGAGAGAAAACUUAGGGCAACUGAUUGAAAUUGAAGACUUAUUUGUCCCACACCUGGAUCCCCAGGGAGAAUCUCAUAUAGUCAUUCUGCAUGGAAAUGCCGGAAUUGGGAAGUCUACACUGGCCAAGCAGGUGAGAGGGGCCUGGGAAGAAGGCCAACUGUGCAGGGACCGCUUCCAACAUGUUUUCUACUUCAACUGCAGAGAGCUGAUGGAGUUGAAGGAACUGAGUCUUGUUGAACUCAUUAAAAGAGAUUGGCCUACCGCUAAGACCACCAUGAGACAAAUUCUGUCUCAGCCAGAGAAGUUGCUCUUCAUCUUUGAUGAUAUUGAUGAGUUACAAUGGAACUUGGCAAGGGAUACUUCUGAGUUCUGUCUGCACUGGAGCAAGGAGUCAGUACACACACUUCUCAAUAAUUUUCUGAUGAAAACUAUACUUCCCGAGUCAUUCGUGUUGAUCACAGUUCGGUCCACUAAUAUGAGAUGGUUCUUUCCUUCUUUGAAGCCCUCACGUUAUGUAGAGGUACUGGGGUACUCUGAAUUUGGCAGAAAAAAUUAUUUCUACAAAUAUUUUACAGAUGAAAACCAAGCAUGUAGAGCCAUUAGCUUGGUUGAAUCAAACCAAGCACUCUGGACCAUGUGUUUCAUACCCUGGGUGUCCUGGCUUGUCUGUACUUGCCUGAAGCAACAGAUGGAUCAGGGGCAGAUACUCUCACUGACAUGCAAGACCACCACGGCUCUCUGUCUACAGUUUCUUUCUCAGACCCUACCUGCUCAGUCGCUGGGGAUGCAGAUGAGGGCCUUGUGCUCUCUAGCUGAUAAGGAAAACUGGCAAACAAAAAUAAACGUCACUAUUUUUACCUGCAGGAAGUACUGGUUAGAUGAGACUACUAAAUCAACUCUUUUACAAAUGGGUGUCCUUCAACAAUGUCAACCUUGUUCUACCCCUCUGGGCUACAGAUUCACCCACAGGUAUUUUCAGGAGUUCUUUAAAGCAAUGUCAAUUAUCUUGAGGAUUUGUGAGGAUACUAGUGACAUUUUUUACCCCAGAAAAGACAUAGGAAUGUUGCUUAAAAAUUACUUCACAAAGGACAUGUUUAUGAGCCCAACGAUGUGUUUCCUGUUUGGCUUUUUGAGUAAUCGAGGGAAGCAAGAGGUGGAGAGAAUCUUCCACUGCGAUCUGGCUCUGGAAAAGAAGUGGAGAGUGAUGUGUUGGGGCCACAAGAACUUCUUCAAAGACCAUUUCUCUACAUGGCCAUAUUCCCAGCAUUUGUUCUAUUGCUUGUAUGAAAUUCAAGAUCAGGAAUUCCUCACAGAAGUUAUGGACAAAUUCCAAGGAACAAAGAUAUUUAUCCAAACUGACAUAGAGUUCCUGGUGGUCACAUUCUGCAUUAAAUUCUGGCACUAUGUGAUGAGACUUCAAGUGAAUGAAAAUGGACAUGGGCCUAUUUGGAUAGCCCCCGAUGUGAUUCUGCUCACUAGGGCUCCUGUCACAGAUAACUGUUGGCGUAUUCUCUUCUCCAUUUCUGGGCUGAUGGGAUGUCUAAAGGAGCUGAACCUGAGUGGAAACUUCCUGAGUUGUUCUGCAGUACAGAGUCUUUGUAAGGCCCUGAGCUUCCCUAACUGUAACCUGAGGAUCUUGUGGGCCAUCCUCUACCUGCUAACUCAACAUUUCUGCAUCAAGAGACUUAUAGAUGGGGCAAAACGAGGAAAGGCAACCAGAAACACCAGGACUUGGAAAUCCCUGGUAUUCAGUGAAUUCUGCCACCUGUUAAACAACUGUGGACUCGAGUUAAGUAGCUGCCAGUACCUGACUUCCAUGCUCAGAACCUCCAACCUGAGAAGACUGAGCCUAGAGCAGAAUGACCUGGGUUCCCAAGGUUUGAGGAUGUUUUGUAAAGAACUGAGGCAUCCUUCCUGCAAACUUCAGACUCUGUGGCUGGACCAGAUUCAGCUGAGUAAGGUGACAGUGAUGCUGAAAGUCCUGAAGAAGGAGAAGCCUCAACUGUGUAUCUGUAGCAAAGGGAUACCACCACAGAUGACCCCUAAAAUGGACGAUGAAGAAAACACGAUGAAAGAUGAUGCGUAUUUACUCAAGCAACAAAGACGGAAAUCAGGUUACCUACACAUGAAGUCUCUGGGUACAGAUGAUUAUUUCUGGGGCCCAACAGGACCUGUGGCUACUGAAAUGGUUGACAGGGAGAGGAACCUGUAUCGAAUUCACCUUCCUAUGGCCGGCUUCUUCCACUGGCCCCACAUGGGUCUGCACUUUGUUGUCAGGGGUCCAGUGACCAUUGAGAUUGAAUUCUGUGCUUGGGACCAGUUCCUGGACAAGACUGUCCUACAGAACAACUGGAUGGUUGCAGGUCCUCUGUUUGACAUCAAGGCUGAGCCAGGAACUGUGGAGGCUGUGUACCUCCCUCAUUUUGUGGCUAUCCAAGAGAGCAAUGUGGACAUCUCCCAGUUCCAAGUGGUCCAUUUCAAAGAAGAGGGAAUGUUCCUAGAGAAGCCAGAUGGGGUGAAACCCUGUUAUGCCAUCCUGGAGAACCCCUGCUUCUCCCCCAUAGGAGUUCUACUGAGAAUGUUUCAUGCUACCCUGAAAUUCAUUCCCAUUACCUCCACUGUAUUGCUCUACUAUCACCUCAGUGAUAAGGAUGUCACCUUCCACCUCUACCUGCUGCCCAAUGACUGCUCUAUUCGGAAGGCUGUAGAUGAUGAAGAAAAGACAUUUCAGUUUGUGCGAAUACACAAGCCACCCCCACUAAGGCCCCUCUACAUGGGCUCCCACUUCACUGUAUUAGGUUCAGAGGUGAAUGAAAUAAUACCCAAGGAACUGGUGCUCUGCUACCAGAAUCCUGGAGAAUCUCAACUCUUUUCUGAGAUCUGCGCUGACCAGUUCAGGUCAAGUAUCAAGUUGAAAAUAAAAAACAAUGAAGAUGAGACUGUGGUAUGGGAGGCCGUGGUGAAGCCAGGAGAUCUCAGACCAAGAGUGCCUCCAAUAUCACCUUUACCUCUAGAAGAACAAGGCUUGGAACACUUUUUGGACAAGAAUCGAGAGAAACUAGUUUCUCGAGUGACAUCGGUGGACUCAAUUUUGGACAAGCUGUAUGGAACAGCUCUGAACCAGGAACAAUAUGAGACAGUACGAGCUAAGACUACGAGGCAUGAUCAGAUGCGUAUGCUGUUCCUUUUCAGUCAGUCCUGGAGCCCUGCCAACAAAUAUUGCUUCUACUACGCCCUGAAGGAGGUUCAUCCUUACCUAAUUGGGGAACUCUGGGAGAGUUGUAUGAUGGAGCCCAUAGGCACUAGACAAACUAGCAGAUAA
This is a messenger RNA of Sorex araneus (European shrew), 3429 nucleotides long. It is a transcript of the gene NLRP1, whose product is annotated as NLR family pyrin domain containing 1. The record is from RefSeq and is a predicted model, not a curated record. The transcript has 14 exons. NCBI's taxonomy places the organism in Eukaryota, Metazoa, Chordata, Mammalia, Eulipotyphla, Soricidae. The annotation marks the transcript as partial. Gene Ontology annotation, cellular component: canonical inflammasome complex. Gene Ontology annotation, biological process: inflammatory response; innate immune response; regulation of apoptotic process.